GUGCUUGGAGGAGGGAGGGGUGGGAAGGAGCUGGUGCCUGGCGGGAGGGGGUGGAGGCGACCAUGGACGACCAGGGCUGCCCGCGGUGCAAGACCACCAAGUACCGGAACCCUUCCCUGAAGCUGAUGGUGAAUGUCUGCGGGCACACGCUAUGCGAGAGUUGUGUGGAGCUGCUGUUUGUCCGGGGAGCUGGAAACUGUCAGGAGUGUGAUACGCCACUGCGGAAGAGCAACUUCAGAGUGCAGCUCUUUGAAGACCCUGCCAUUGACAAGGAGGUGGAAAUUCGCAAGAAAGUAUUGAAAGUAUACAAUAAAAGAGAAGAUGACUUUCCCAGUCUAACGGAAUAUAAUGAUUUCCUGGAAGAAGUAGAAGAAAUUGUGUUUAACUUGACAAACAAUGUGGAUUUGGAGAACACCAGAAAGAAAAUGGAUAUGUAUCAGAAGGAUAACAAAGAAGUCAUUCAGAAAAACAAGAUAAAACUGACUCGGGAGCAAGAGGAGCUGGAGGAAGCUUUAGAGGUGGAACGACAGGAAAAUGAGCAAAGGCGACUGUUCAUACAGAAAGAGGAACAAAUGCAACAGAUUAUAAAAAGGAAGAAUAAACAGGCACUUUUGGAUGAACUGGAAAGUUCCCAUCUGCCGGCCUCCCUGCUCUUAGCUCAACAUAAAGACAGAUCUACGCAGCUAGAAAUGCAGCUGGAAAAACCCAGACCAGUCAAACCAGUCACAUUUUCCACUGGCAUCAAAAUGAGUCAGCAUAUUUCCUUAGCGCCCAUCCAAAAACUGGAGGAAGCAUUGUAUGAGUAUCAGCCACUGCAAGUCGAGACCUAUGGACCGCAAGUUCCAGAAACUGAACUUCUAGGAAGACUAGGUGCAGCAGGCCUCUGCAUUGGGAAUUGUACAGCUGGUAUCAAGAUGAUGGCUAGGGCUAAUUCCUGAUUAUGUUCCACAUGGAAAGCAGCCUUCCUUGUCCCAACCCCUUUUCCCCCCUUCCCCCAGGAACCGGAGAGUCCAAAUGUCUUCAGAGGUUCCUUCUCCAGCUUCCGUUGUUGUUUCUGGCACACAGCCACAAAUAAUGCUAUUCAAGCCCAGGAGUAUCAACAUUACAGUGGCAUCAUGGCUGUAAGAAGAGUAAGAAACUGAUCAGUCUGAUAAUGGUCAUUCAGAGCAUGGGAAGGCACAGCCCAACAGCAUACCAAAUACCACAGGAGAGCUACCUCCUCUUGCUCCUGCUCAGAACCUUGGCCUCCCCAACAGACCACAAGAGGUACUUAGAUGGAUGUUCAUAGCAGUGUGUGGCCCUCCCCACCCUGGCCUAUCCAGGCAGUCUGCCCUCUCAUUCAGCCUAGACACCACCAGAGUUUCCACAGGGCUAAAGAAUUAACUAAAAAGCUGAAGGGAAAGAGCAUCCUGUUCUGAAUGACCCAGUUCCUCCCUCUCCAGGUCAUGCAAGAAAUCUAGGACGUUGCAACAAUACAGCGAAGAGGUCCAAGAAACCAAUGAGGUACGACUUUCUCAGACAGAGAGACUUCACUCCUGGAAGAAGGGGAAGUAUUGGAUCCAGAUUCAGAAACACUGAAGGAGAACAGAUAGGAAAUACUUGCCCACAUCCUUUUCACUAUGAAACAAAGAUCUGAUGAGUUGCCACAACUCUGGAUCAGGAGAAGCCUCUAAACAAGACUCCAACAGGCCCAAUGACAGUAUAUUUAUUUUCUUUUGAGCAGAAACCCAACAAAGCAUCUUGGCUAUUAUUAAUGUAACUGUAGAGAAAGUGGUCAAAUCAGAAUUGGAGCACCCAACGAAAUGAAGGUACUUUAACAGAGAAGUAAUGAGUUCUUUAAAACUGCUGAAACAGUGCAAUUUCUUGGCCUGGAUUCCAGGAAUAGAUGCAGUAGUGGCAGAGACCACAGCCUUCCAAAUGGGAUUUGUUCCCAAAGUUCGAAAUGGACCAAGAGAUUGAAGUGGCUUUGCUGGCCCACCCUUGGGCAGCAAGCUUCCUGAAAUAGUCUCUUCCUAGAAAGAAUCUCACUUGAAGUCAAUGGAGAGAUUUUUGAGGAUCAGACUUAUAGUUUUUCUUAUUAAAAGCUAAAAUUGGAUUGUGGGGAAGGGGCCUUUGGAAAGGGAGGAUCUGGAAGUGGCUGGGUGAGUGUGUUGAGCUGUUUUGGAGAUUGAGCAUGAGUUUUGUUAUUGUUUUGUUUUAAAAAAGGAUAAAAAAAAUUGAAGAUCUUUCAGAAACUUUAAUUUGUCCAAGGAACAGCAACCUGAUUAUUAGCUUGGACACAAUUGCUUUAAAUUUUGGAUGUCCAAGUAUGUCUAAAUGGAAGGAAAACAGAUGUAAAGGAAUGAGCUGUUUUUGUUGGCAUUCUGUAUUCUAGAUACUUUUUAUUAAUCAUAAAAGUUUUUAAUUUAAAAAAACUGAUCCUGAGACAUGGAAGUCCACAUGUUUAAUUUAUGUAUCUCCUGCAUCAGUAUUGGCAGGAUCAGGGCCUAGUAAAUAUUUGUGCAAAUUAAUGGUAGCUCAUAAGGAUUGGGUCUCUAGGGCUUGUAGUCCUAAGCAUAUAGGAGCUCAUAACUUUGGAAAGGUAGGUCACUUAUUUAGGCCCUGAUCCUGCAGGGACUUGUGUGUGCUUCACUUUAUGCACUGUGACUUUGACUUCAAGUGGAACUACUCGUAUAAAGUGAAGCAGACUCAUAAGUGUUUGCAGGGUUGGGUGCUUAGUUAUCUAUAUAUAAAUAAAGCUACGGUUUAGUCAUGGGCAUUUUUAGUAAAAGUCAUGGGCAAUAAACAGAAAUUCACAGCCCAUAAACUGUCCAUGACCUUUACUAUAAAUACCUCUGAUUAAAUCUUAGGUUGGGGGUCCCAGGGAUGCUGAUAUUCUGGGGGGCACCCUGGGGCCAGCCCCAUCGGCCACUGCUCAGGCUGUCUGCAGGGCCACCAGCAUCUGCUCUGAUGGUCCCCAGGGCUAACAGCUGGGGGGGGCUGCCGAGCAGACGCUGAUCUGGCUGUCCCUGAGGCCGCUGUUCCGGCCGGUCCCCGGGGCCAGUCACACCAACUGAUGCUCGGACAGUCCCCGGGGUCGCCCAAGCAGUGGCCGACACGGCUGUUCCCAGGGUCGCCCAAGCAGUGGCUGACGCGGCUGGCCCCAGGGUCGCCUGAGCAGCAGCCAGCGUGGCUGUCACCCGGGGCCAACUGCUUGGGCGGUCCUGGGGUCAGCCACACCGUUCACUGCAGAAGUCAUGGAAAGUCCCGGAAUCCAUGACUUCUGCGACUUCCAUGACAGACAUGCAGCCUUAUAUAUAAAGUUCAGAACCAAAUUUUAGGCUUCUAUUUUUAAAACAAAGGCAAUAAUAUUUUUAAAGAUACUUUACAUAAACCAACAGUGAGGAUUUGGGUUUGCAAAAAAGUAUUGAGAUCUUGGUUUUCCUGGCUUCAGAAUCAAAAUACUCCAGUCAGGCUGUGUUUCUAAUAAUGAAAUAAUGACUUGAACAUACUUCGACUUCACAGAUUAGCUAUUGCUCAGGCUUGAAGGUAAUGCUACCAUGUUUUUGUUUCUUUACCUAAAUGGUUUUAAAUGUAAAAACAUAAAUCCUAUGCAGUGGGAGUGGAAAAGGGGGGAUGGUUUUCAUUUGGCAUAAUUUCCUGUGAGACACAGUUCUAAAUAAGGCCCAUAUUUACACAAGACAAUACAGUUUUACAUUGUAGUAGUAUAUUCAGCACAUUUUAAAAUUGUUUAGCCAUCCCUGGGUAUUUAAUACCGUCACAAUAAAUGUGUUUAAUAAAGGUGAGUGAAGUUUGAAAUAAUUUUUGAAUAAUUUUUACAGUAGACACACCAGUUAAAUCAACCCCCUUGCAGUAAUAAAUGUCAGAAAAACAAUUAAUUAUACUUGCUUGCAACUGCAAAAUCAAUUGUGUGACUGUUCUUUUAAAACAGACUUUUACAUUACUAAAGGCUAAACACUACGCUUCUGUAACUUGUCAGAAUCAGGUUUUGGUUAAUAGAUACUUUCAGUGAUGUAAUGGGAACUUUUGGCAGUGAGUCAGAAUAUAAUGGACUGUGAUUAAUGUUUUAAUAAGUACUUUUCUUCUACUUAUGAUGCAGUGGUGAAAUGGUUUCCUGCUCAAAUUGAUAGGAGAACAGCAGGUGUGCAUACAUAUUUUUUCUUUAAGAAAAAACAGUUGUUUAUCUUUUUAAGCAGAAUUUCUUAUAUUUUUCUUUAAUUCAAACGUUGUUAGGUUUGUUUUGUCUUUUUUCAGUCUUAGCAAUUAUUGAUGUCUGUAAUUUGAAAG
Messenger RNA from Gopherus evgoodei (Goodes thornscrub tortoise), 4287 nucleotides. It is a transcript of the gene MNAT1, whose product is annotated as MNAT1 component of CDK activating kinase. The record is from RefSeq and is a predicted model, not a curated record. Gene Ontology annotation, biological process: positive regulation of cyclin-dependent protein serine/threonine kinase activity; regulation of transcription by RNA polymerase II; nucleotide-excision repair. Gene Ontology annotation, cellular component: transcription factor TFIIH holo complex. NCBI's taxonomy places the organism in Eukaryota, Metazoa, Chordata, Testudines, Testudinidae. The coding region runs from base 63 to 938 and encodes 291 amino acids. Gene Ontology annotation, molecular function: cyclin-dependent protein serine/threonine kinase activator activity. The transcript has 8 exons.